AUGGCCACUGACACUGGCAUAUUCCCUGCUGCUAACGAGAAUGGAGAAUCAUUUACUGAAACCACGAAUUCAAGGGCCAGUGUCCACCUGACAGUCAUCCACAACAGAAAGCGUUAUCCCCUCGAACUUAGCCCUGAUCUAACAGUCCGUGAUCUAAAGCUGCAACUUGAAGCUCUUACCAAUGUGCCGGCUGACAUGCAAAAACUGAUAUUUCAGGGCAUACUACAGGACGAAACCACACUGUCCGAACUUAAAUUGCCCUCCAGUGGUGUCAAAAUCAUGCUUAUCGGCAGUGAAAGGUCUGCGACAGACAAGAUUCGUAAUCAGGUUGCAGUAAGCGCAACGCCCGAGAAGACAGAGGAUGACACUUCUGCUGCUGAAAACUGGUCAACCACAGCAGAACACAGGCGCGUUUUAACGAGCUACGGUAAACCAGAAGAUGCCAUCGUUGGUUUCAGUGUUUCUGAGGUGCUUCCAGACGAUCAGACACUCGUGGGCCUUCAUGACAAACGUGGUCGGGCAUUGCGCCUUCGAUUUAAGGCGGAGACCCAUGAGCUUUGGCUCGCGACUACUUCAGCCACUCACAAGAUUCCCCUAUCGACCAUUCAAGCGGUCGACCACCAGCCCAUCGUUGAUGAUCCCGGUUAUCACAUUAUGGCCUUCCAACUCGGUCCGACCAUAAAGUCACGCUUUUUCGUUUAUUGGGUACCUGCACAGUACGUGGAGUCUAUCAAAACAAAAGCUCUGCAACACAAGUGCCAGCAACGAAAACCACCUUAA
Molecule: messenger RNA, 780 nt
Organism: Mesocestoides corti
Lineage: Eukaryota; Metazoa; Platyhelminthes; Cestoda; Cyclophyllidea; Mesocestoididae
Source: the annotation of a GenBank genome assembly